AGCCUGGCUGAAGCAGAAAAGUCCCGUCAGUUCAACCCUCGCGAUUUUUAUUCCAAAUCGUCAUCAUCAUUGUUAUUUUUUUUCGCCACUCGCUGCUUUCCGAUUAAAGUUUAGCUUUGUCGCGAAUUUUUGGUGAUAAUUGCGUGCUGAAAAGUUAAAAAACAAUUCGAGACUACGUUGACAUAAUUUUAUUUUUGGUUUGUCCAUAAGUUCAAUCAAAGUGGGCUGGCUGGCGAAAGUCGGUUCCCCCUCCGACGGGAGAAGGGAAAAAGGCAGACGAAAUAGUUUUGCAACGCAACCAGGUGGAAUAAUUAGCAUACGGAAUCGGGCUCGGAUUGGUCGGUGGCCACUGGCUGUGUAGUUAGCAAAGUUGGGGCGGACUCAUGGCGAGAUAAGUCGGCGGCGCGCAGCAUCCGAGCUGAGCUAAAUGCGUCUUAAGUCACUGCUGGUUGAGCUUAUCAGCAUCAGCCUACUAGAUUAGAACGGAAACGUUCGGGUUGACCCAGGGGGGACAGUUUGUCUCGGAAAAGGGAGAUUGUUGGUAGAUUUGUGAGGAAUCAGAAAGACAUAAAAAAUGCAGUGGCCACGGUUCUGGACGAUGAUGCCACUUGUGCUGGUGAUAGCGACCCGCAGCGUUCUGGCCGCCGAUUACACCAUUGACCUGAAAACAUCCGGCUCGGUGGUGCUGGGAGGAACGGUGGAAUUCCUUGCCACAAUAAUGACCGACGGGAAGCCGGUGAACGACCAGUACGAGGUGACCUGGACGGACGACUUGGGCAACAAGCUGCAGGCCGAAAGUAAAAUCCCAACCUUCAACUGGACGGUAUCGUACAGCAACAACAUCAACGCCGGAACCUACUCCACGCAGGUCAUUGUGCGGCACUAUUACUACAUCACGUACCUGGAGAUCGCACGCAAAUCCAUUUCGUUCAAUCUGACCAGCCUGCUGAACGGCAAGAUGGAACUCACCCAGAACACCACCACGGUGGACAGCGAGUACGUGUCCAGUGCGGUCCCGCUGAACCAGACGAUCGUGCUGACCCAAAGUGACAAGCGCGUGCUCGAGAAGGCCACCUACUUCCGGACGUACUGGUUCGUCAACUGUCAGUACAUUGGCACGUCGGACGAGUUUACGCAGCUGGCGAAUUUUACCAAGGAGAACGAAGAGUACACUAUUGAGGCGUUGGUCGUGGUUUCGUACGAUAAGCUGCCGGAACCGACGACGACGACGACCACAACAACCACGACAACAACUACUACAACUACAACCACCACUACAACUACUCCGGCGACGACAACAACUUCCACAACGUCUACGACUCAAGCCCCAAACACGACAACCACAACAACGCCAGCCCCUACAACUACCAGUACGGCACCAACAACAACCAGCACGAGCACGAGUUCCAGCACAACGACGACCACCGUCAAACCCAACCGAAGAAGACGUCAAUCCUCUUCCCUGCGGGAUACCCUGGCCAGCGUCAGUCCCCUGCUGCUCAACAUGUCCGAUCCAACAGCAAUCGUCGGCGAGCACAUCCCGGAGCAUCUGUUAGAAUUGUCCGACGACUCGGGUGAACUCCCAGCCCACAUCAUCAAAAAGUCCGACUUCAACGUGGACGACUCGCGCCAGCCGUUCGUGUGCGGCAACAGCUCGAUGGUGCCGCCCGACCCGAAGAAGACGUACGGCCACUUUGUCCGGAAGGUGAUCGUGCAGCAUCCAAUCUCCAAGUUCAACGUGACCGGUUCGCAGUGGGUCCACCAGGGCAACAUGGCCAACCUGGUGUUCCAGUGUUCGGGGACGCCGCCGUUCCACAUCUGCUACCACAUCGUUGUCGGUGGACACAACAUUACGCAGAACGAAACCUGUCCCAGCGUGUGGGAGCAGUCUGAUCAUUGUAACUUUGUGUUUACGCGCUUCUUCUACACUCCGGAUCAGCGUUCCGUGCUGGUCUUCCUGAAGAAUCACGUGUCCGAGCACAUCGGCCAAGUUGGGCUGCAGUUCUACGAAAACAUUCCCAAGUCGCAGCUGUCCGUCAUCGUGGUCCCGAUCGGGUUCUGCCUGCUGGCGGUCAUUCUGGUGGUGUUUGGCGUGGCCUACUACAUCCAGAACCGGGAGCGCUUCAUCGUCGAGGUGGCCGACUUUAACUUUGGCGACACGAGCUCGCUGGACGACGAGGACAUGGAGUACAAAACGUUCCAGCAGCGGCUGUUCGACAGUCUGCGGGACAAUCUGCGGCUGCCGCGGUUCCGGCUGGGCUCGAGCGGCGCUAGCCACGACGGCGGCGACGGGGACAUGUCACCGUCGGCCGUCGGCGAAAGCUCGCUGCGUUACGGGUCGAUGACCUGAGGCUUUCGUUUCGUAUUUUGUCAUUUUAGGUUGCUGAAUCUGAAGGAUUAAAGGGUUUUUUGUCAAAUUGAGGCUUUCAGUAUUCUUGGACGUACCCGUCCGACGGCCGUUGCUGGCCGGAGUGUUUUUGUAACAGAUUCCUGCAGUUCCACGAAUAAUUCAGCGGAAGAAAUUCCCCAAAAAAAGAUUGAUUCGCACUCUCUCUCUCUCAAAAUUUAAAGACUGUUUUCGAAUUACAAAGAGUAAGAACCUUUCCUAAACCUAAAAUUUAGUCAACCACUUAAAAAAAGAGGGAGGAAGCAGCGUUGGAUGAGCACAUAUUAUUCGUCCUGUUUUAUUUACUAUCUUCCCCCCGCAAACUUAUAUAAAUAUAUAUUGCAGUUUAUUUCUUAUCUUGAAUAAAAUUAUGAUACAAAAUGUGAUAACGAUAGUGAAGUUUGAAGAGAAGAAAAAGAUCUUUAAAAUUGGCCCCCUUUCUGGCGGCCUUCACGUUGGAUACUAGCUUAGGUUUAACAGAUUAUGUUAUUUUAUAAAUUUAACGAGCGGCAAAGAUCAUUCUUUGCUACCGAUACUAACAAUUAGAAAAAAGAAUAAAACUAUCAGAAACCAGAAAAACAACACAACACAGGUGUGGGUUCGUAUAAUUGUACAUAGCAAUAUCAAAGCUCCCCGGAAUGUAAUCAUAACUUCAACACACGUGUAUGAAACCCCCUAAACUUUGAAUUAAAGCGAACACAGCAUAAGAGACGAUCAAAAUUAAGGAUUUAGAAAUGGUUGCGCGCGCGUUACACGCUUGGCUUAACUAAUAGAAGAAAGGCUCUAAGCAGAAGCAUAAAGAAAGAAGUAGAAGUGAAAAUAUCUCUAGCCAACAGAAGAAAA
This is a messenger RNA of Culex pipiens pallens (northern house mosquito), 3229 nucleotides long. RefSeq lists its product as uncharacterized. The record is from RefSeq and is a predicted model, not a curated record. The transcript has 8 exons. The coding region runs from base 575 to 2350 and encodes 591 amino acids. Lineage: Eukaryota; Metazoa; Arthropoda; Insecta; Diptera; Culicidae.